AUGCCUCAUCUACGGUCGUUGCUCGUUUGGGCUUGCCUAGGUGCAUCAUUUGCGAGAGCGCAAGAGGUUGUUUAUGUUACUGAUCUUUCUAUUUUCACCGUGUUGGCUCCAUGUGCAGCGUCCGCAGUAUCUGAGAAUGUCCAGGCGCAAACAAAUCAAAACUGCCCCGAAGCUGUAACAGAUCUCCAAUCAUGUGUUUGCACGAAAAACAACAACUUCGCCUCGAUAUCGACGGGAAUUUCGAGUUCAGUUAGCCGUAGUUGUGGUUCGACUGCGUCCGAAGACCAAGCGAGUGCGGCGAGCGUGUUUAACGCAUACUGUAACCAGGCCUCAAUUACACCCUUCCCAACCCCUUCUAAUCCGGUCACACAAUAUAUUACCGACUUUGCAGCGUGGCAGGAUCUCGCGCCUUGCGCCGCAAGUGGAUUGUCUUACAUCGUCCAGAGUAUGACUUAUGAUCUAUGCCCUGCAGAGCCGAGCCUUCUUGCGACAUGUGUAUGCAAUAAGAACCAGAAUUCUUUGCUAGCCAGUCAGGGUAUCAACAAGUCUGUGAAAGCAUCAUGCUCAUCACAUGUUGAGGAUAUAGACUCGGCACAAGCCGUUUUCUCAGGCUACUGCGGGCUGAUCAAAGGAACCUCGUCAUUCCCAACGACUUCGGACCCCCCUGGCGAUAUGACAUAUCAUAUUACCGCGCUACCUGAAUAUAGCUCGCUGGCUCCUUGCGCACAGUCUGCAUUGUCGUAUGGAGUAUUAAGUCAAACCUAUGAUCUCUGUCCCGAUGGUCCAAAGGCCCUCGCGUCAUGCGCUUGUCUUAAAAGUAGCAUGUCUGGCUUUAUGAGUAAUGCCAUCACCUCCGAUGUGAAAUACUCUUGUGAUUCGACAGCGACUGAAGAUGUCAGUUCAGCAUUGCUAGUGUUUGACCUAUAUUGCAGUGCUGCCAAAGGGCUAACAACUCCAGCUGGAGUUACCGAAUCUUUGGAGCAAACAAUGGCUACUUCGAACAGCGGGGCUUCUGGACCGAAAGAGACCGGGGUUUCAGGGGGAUCUGGAAGUUCAAGUUCCGAAGGCGGCGGAGGGCCUUUGGAGUCUGGAGUAUCGAGUAGCGAUUCUACUAAUAAAUCUAAUACGGGUACAAUUGUUGGAGUUGUAGUUGGGGUCUUGGCCGCUCUUGCGCUUAUAGGACUCGCAGCAUUUUUCUUCUGGAGACGACGGAGGUAUGGUCAGAACGGUAGUGGGACGGUAUCGCAACCUAUUGGCUCGGGAUACAGCGGGAAACCCGAGCUUGAUGGUAGCCAAAAUCUAGAUGUGCUAAAAAACCAAGAAGCUACCCGGGUCGACAACGUUUCGCCGGUGUCCGCAUAUAGCUCACCCAAUACGCCGGAGCUUCAGGGCCAUGGUGGGUAUCCUCAGCCGCCUAUUCCACAGAUGCCCGAGCUACGCGGUCAGAAUCACACAUCACAAAUACCAAGUCCCAUCUCCCCAUAUACUACGCAAGAGGCAUAUGGUCAGCCAGUAUACGAAGCUCCAGCUCAGAGCGAACCUCGAGUGUAUGAAGCGCAUGGUCAACCUAGGUCAGAACUUGAGGGUAUGGGGUGGCAAUCCGGACCUGUAACUGGGUUUCACGAAGUGGACGGGGGCUAUAAAGGACAAUAG
Messenger RNA from Daldinia childiae, 1653 nucleotides. RefSeq lists its product as uncharacterized. Lineage: Eukaryota; Fungi; Ascomycota; Sordariomycetes; Xylariales; Hypoxylaceae. Bases 1 to 1653 code for a protein of 550 amino acids. The record is from RefSeq and is a predicted model, not a curated record. The transcript has 7 exons.